Messenger RNA from Suncus etruscus (white-toothed pygmy shrew), 681 nucleotides. It is a transcript of the gene WFDC1, whose product is annotated as WAP four-disulfide core domain 1. Gene Ontology annotation, biological process: regulation of cell growth. The transcript has 6 exons. Gene Ontology annotation, cellular component: extracellular region. The record is from RefSeq and is a predicted model, not a curated record. NCBI's taxonomy places the organism in Eukaryota, Metazoa, Chordata, Mammalia, Eulipotyphla, Soricidae. The coding region runs from base 1 to 681 and encodes 226 amino acids. Gene Ontology annotation, molecular function: peptidase inhibitor activity.
AUGGCCCCUCCCAGCCACAUCUCCCGCCAGGCCAGCGGUGCCCCCUCCUCCCGCCGCCGUCUGGACGUCUGGCCUUGGAAUAUCACGGAAAUGUCUCUCAGCAGCCUCCCUCAGGUUAUCCGUAUCCUGGGCUUCUUGAUGCUUCUCCUCCAGCCCACUUCUACCAGGAGUUUCUGGAAACAGACCCUGCACCAAGAAGCAGCUGGGGAGCCCCACGACAACCCUCGAGCCGACUACUGUCCGCCACCCCCGCAGUUUUUACCCCCUGGUGCCUGCCAGGCCAAGCGCUGUGAGGGGGAUGCCAAGUGCCCCCCACUCCACAGAUGCUGCUACAAUGGCUGUGCCUACACGUGCCUGGAGAUGAUGCGACCCCCACCAGUUUUAGACUGGCUGGUGCAGCCCAAGCCUCGCUGGCUCGGUGGGAACGGCUGGCUCCUGGAUGGUCCUGAGGAGGCGCUGCCAGCUGAGACCUGUAGCACUACUGAGGAUGGGGAAGAGCCGCUGCUCUGCCCCUCAGGUUACGAGUGCCACAUUCUGAGCCCGGGGGAUGUGACCCGGGGCAUCCCUAACCGUGGGCACUGUGUGAAGAGGCAGAAGCAGGUCAUCCAGGAUGAGAGGUCCCGAGACUGUCCAGGGACCCUAACUCUUGGGGAUGACAUUGGUCACUCCCAGGGGGUCUGA